Molecule: messenger RNA, 7695 nt
Organism: Porites evermanni
Lineage: Eukaryota; Metazoa; Cnidaria; Anthozoa; Scleractinia; Poritidae
Source: the annotation of a GenBank genome assembly
AGCUGUUGUAUAGAUGAAGUGGCAGCAGAGCAUGUGAACGCAGACUUGAUCAUCCAUUAUGGUAGAGCUUGUUUAAGCCAGUGAGUGUCAACUCAGCCUGUUACCUUAGAUAGUGGGUGGCUCGAGAACUAACAGCUGAGACUUCUAGAAGAGGUCAUGUUUCAGGUUAUGGGAAGUACAUUGUAUGACCUUUAUUAGUUCACAAUUCUCUAGAAGGGGUUUUAAUGUUAAUGUAACAGCUAUUUAAGGGGGUCACAGGUCGUAGUUUUCUAACAACGCUCUGAUAGCUAUUAUCAAACAUGCUUGGUGCCAUUGUUGCUUGUCUUACACUGUAUGUCCCUUUUUGAUGGUACUUUACCAUUAUUGUUAGAAACUGAAGGAAAAACUAAUGGAGGUUGUCAUUUGUAGCAAUUUUAUUUUACGUGCUUAUUCUUCAUUGAGGGCUAUGGUAUUCAAAAUCAGGAACCCAAAUGGAAUUCAAACUCCAGGCCUUUUACUUUGCAAUAUUGUUUCAUUCAGCAGCACUGUGACUUUGACUAUUUGGCAACAUACUACUCCCAGAACACAGUGUUACAACAAGGCGAAAUUUGAUGCACAGGCCACCCCUUUAAAAAAUCAUUUGGAUAGAGGUUUAUUCACAUGAACAGACACAUCUACUUUAAUUCAUGGCCUAUCCACUGUUUUCCUACCAAAGGUUGCCCAGUGCUCAUAAAUUUAAGGGUGGCAGCUAAGUUAACAAGGAUUAUAUUUUGUAAAUUGUUCUUUUAUUAGGACUAGAAGGCUUCCAGUGUUGCAUGUAUUUGGUAAAUGGCCAAUCAGCAUUCAGAAUUGUUCAGAGCAGUUUCGACAGAUGUUCCCAGAUCCUUGUGUUAAGGUGCUGGUGUUUUGUGAUGUAAUGUACAGUCACUGUAUUGGUAGGUAUACUCAUUAAUACUCUAUCUCCCGUAUAUCCUUUAAAAUGGUGUUAACCCAUUCGCCCCUGAACCGCCCGUGCAGAUCCACGUCCUUUCUACCCUCUGUGACGUCAUCAGUUUUAACGGUCAAGGACAACUUUGUCCGCUAACUUGUGCAGAGUGAAGAGAUCUUUCAAACCAUACCAGAAUGAGCACAAUUCAGUNUGAUGUAAUGUACAGUCACUGUAUUGGUAGGUAUACUCAUUAAUACUCUAUCUCCCGUAUAUCCUUUAAAAUGGUGUUAACCCAUUCGCCCCUGAACCGCCCGUGCAGAUCCACGUCCUUUCUACCCUCUGUGACGUCAUCAGUUUUAACGGUCAAGGACAACUUUGUCCGCUAACUUGUGCAGAGUGAAGAGAUCUUUCAAACCAUACCAGAAUGAGCACAAUUCAGUCAAGGACACCGGAGAAAGAGGCAAAAAACCAUGUAACAUUGACCUGAAAAUCUCCAAUCUCCAUCUGGAUCAGAAGGCCAUCAAGUGUACGACCUGUAAACUGGUUUGUGGUAAGUUUUAGCUCUUUAUAGCACGACCGUGACCAGAAAACCACUUGACUAGCUUUAAAACGCGUUUUUUGGCAAAAUCUCCAGGAGCGAAUGGGUUAAAGUGCUGGGAUUAAUUUGCAGCUGCAGAUAUAGGUGAGGGUUCCCAGUAUUAGGGUUAGGGUUAAGCUUCAAGUUACAGGAGCUUUAGUUAGACCCGCAACACAAAUAAUAUUGAAUCCUCCAAUCUGAAACUGGAUUGUUUGAAGUGUUCUGUCACCAAGGUUUCUAUUGAAAAGUAGUUUAUUUAAAAAAAUUAGUCCGUAAAAGGUCUCCUUGAGCCUUAGAAAGUGGAGGAAAAUUGACAUUUUAAAAUAUGAGUUUUAAGGGCCUAUACAAACUGUACAAACCUAUACAAACAAGUGUAUUGUAAAGCCAAAAGUGGAACUGUCUGAGGAAAUGGAGUUGAGAGGGCUGUCAAAGGUCAGAAAAUAUUUCCAGCUUCCAAGUGUGCAAUAGUAUAAUAGUGCCAUGAAACCAAUGGACACACCCUCUUGAUAGAAAUGGAUUCCUCAUUAAAAGGCUUUUAUGAUGCAUCCAGUUCAUAUGUGCAAGGGAUGGUUUAUAAAAAGAAAAUUAUUGACUUUGAAAAAGUUCCCGCCUUGGGUCAAAUGAAACAGGAUGUGUCAAUGGGCUAGUUGUGCGUGUCAGUGAAUGUUUAACAUGUGACUAGAAUAUUUCUGAAUUUAUGUUAUUAUGUCAUAUGGAUGCCUAGCGUGCAAGAGUAGAUGCCGAAAAGGGUGUCUGCUCUCAUAGGCAAAUGGUUGCCAGCUAGUAUUUUAUAUUUUCUUAUUAUUGAGGCAAACAUUAUGACAUCAUAAAAAUCUUUCAAAAUUCCUUCCUAUUAAUUUUUUUAUUAUUUCAUUCAAUAUUAAGUAGUGCUUGUCUUGUCAAUUUAGUAACAUCUACAGCUGAAUUUGUGUUUAUUUUUUUACUUGUUUCAGGAGAAUUAGAGAAGUCUAUCAAAGGUUGUUAUCCAAACAUAAUAUUUUCCAAGCUGGUGUAUUCCACUUUUGAAAAUGAACUCAAAGGAGAAAAUUCUGCAGACACAACAAAGAUGAAUGAGAUGCAUUCUGUUGAGGGCAAGGGUGAACAAGGUGAUACCAAGAAACGUGAGAAAAAUUACUUUAACAAGUGAGUAAUGGAUGCAUACUUCUCAAAAGUCAAAAUAAAUAAUUCUUUUCUGUGAAGGAGAUCUGAAUUUACCAGUGCUAGAAAAUUUUGCAAACAAGUUUUAGUUUUUUUCAAGAAUUACUAGCAUUUAAGAGUCUAAAUCUUACACUUGACACAGUGCUUUGUGAAUGUUCAUAACAAUAUAUAGCCCUAAGUGCUCUUUCUUGGAUAUGUGCUAAUCAUCUAGUCUCGCUAACACGGCAAAAAUGCCACAUGAGAUGACAGUAAGUUAAAUACAGGAGAACAGCUGCCUUAUAUAUCUGUAACUUAUAAAGGAAGCCUGUAGUAGUUCUCAUCUGUCUUGUAGGUUUGGACGUGAAUUUAGGCUUCCAUUGGAGACGCAGUUAGAGGAUUACAGUAUGUUUUAUAUUGGUGGUGAAAGUUUGUGUUUAACAAACUUAAUGAUGUUCUAUAACAAAUGUCAGGUAUGUUGAAGACUUUAAGUGUUAUUAUUUUGAACUAAUAUUUUGAAAUUAGUAUUAAGAAAUUAUUAGCCUGUACACAGACGUUGUUUCAUUUUUCUUUUCAUGUUCUUUGCAAAAGCAUCGGCGAGCCCUUGUGCUGGCUGUAAAUAAAUCCCAUGGUUUAUAUUUUAUCAACUGCACUCGACGGCCUUUAAAGAGAAAAUAGAAGGUCUGUGAACAGGCUAAGAAAUUAUUAAUUCUAUAACGUAAUGAUUUGAUUAUCUUGAAAAAGUAAUACAGGAAGCAAAGAUUCUUCUUAGACUGAGAUAGCCAGUAAUCAGUUUAUGGGUAAUUAAGUGGCCAUAAUCAUUCACAAAUAAAUUCUUUGAGAUUGUCUUGGUAUGAGUUUUCUUGCAAGUGUAAUUAAGUGGCUAAAUUGACACUAAUUUAGGAUCAUUGAAUGUAUUUUUAAAGACAAAAACAAUGACUCACUGGGCAAAGUUUCUGGAACACCAAGGAAACAGCCUGUUUCUAACCUGCCUCAGCUUGGGAACUUAAUGAAGGGUUUAAUUUACAGGUGUUACUCACAUCUUAACUCCUAUUCUGUACCCUGCAGGUUAGUAGUGUGCUGAUCCUUGAUUGCAGUCGAUCAUAAAAAUCAAAAUCUUAGACCGACGCAAUAAUUGAUUAUGGCAGGAGAAAACUAAAAUUUGCUGUUGGCAAAUGAACAUGUUAGAAAUUUGUGCGUUUUCUUUCUAAUGGUCACACAAUUAAGGAGGAAAGAGAAUUUGAUCACCUGAAAUCAAAGAAACAAUUCUGAACUCCAGGUGAGGAUCAAACUGACAACGCUCCAAGUUCUAGAUCAGACGCUCUCAUGGCUGAGCAGCUACAGGAAACCUAUGGCAAGCAGGGAGAAAUUAAUCCACUGAUGUCCGCUAACUGAUAUAUUUGGUACAUUUCUGCUUUGUUCUAAAACAUGUUAUAGGGGCCAUCCACAUCCUAAAUAAAAUUCUUGUAAGAAAAUUUCCGAUUAUUAUCAAUUUUCAAUUUGGGCUUCUCAUUCUGACGAUUUCCAAUGUUAUGAAAUGUCCGUGUAUUCCCAACACUACUGUAGGUACAGCCCCACCUACACCCUGCAAACUGAACCCUUAGAGGAUAAUGUUUCUGUUACUUUGUUUCUAUCGUAGUUUUAUUCAUAUGAUGCCAUUACUGAUGUAGGAAGGAAGGAGAUGGUUAGUGUUAAUAAAGCUCUCAUGAAAAGGUGGGUAACUUGGUGCUUAGCAUUGCUGAAAGACUUGUAAUCUUUUCUACCACAAACUUCAAACCUCCUUAUUGUGGAUACCAAAAGAGAGAGCCAACUUUCCACACUACAGAGGCGUGCUUGUAUAGAAAUAGGAACUGUGUGAGAAUUGCUUCCUUUGGAACAAAUAAAACCAUCCAUGAUAGGGAGAUCAUCCAUAUUAUGCAGGUGUCCAUAAGAAGAGAUUCGACUGUCUUCAAUGUAAAAAUCCUUAAUGACUGUGCCCAAAUAAUGAAAUGAUUGCUUCUUCAACGGCUAAGGUCUUUAACAUUAACUUUGUAGACUGCUAUUUUUAUGCUAGUUAAAAUUAGUUCUGGUAAUGAAGGGCUAAAGGUGUACAACCUAAACUUUCCUUGUCUAAUAUAAAUAGGUAUUAUAUGAUUGAGAGAGCUAAGGAUGCACAAGUGAUUGGAAUCGUAGUUGGAACACUAGGUGUAGGUAAAUAUGGCUUAUUAUUCUAGUGAUAAAAUGUAAAUUAUAGCAAUUUGAUUAUAUCAACAAUUCAGAGACAAAGAGCCACUUGUUGUGUUCUCCAGAAAAUUUAAAAGAGAAGGAGUAAAAAAUUAAGUAGAUGGCAAAAGAGUAGCUCCAUUGAAAUAGGGAGUGCCUGCAAUGUGGUACAGCUGCAUAUUAUGGGUUAGGCAUGGGAGGGAUUUGCCUCCCUUAAAUUGGGGAGUUUUAAUUUUGGAGAACCUGGAAAGUGACUUUUAGUACAUUUUGAAUGACCAGACUACAAAUUUUAGCUAGCCAUGAGGUUAGCUCCUUUAUAUACCCACAUUUACUUUUAUUUUAUAUAUCAUAUGUUUGUUUUUAUUGAACAAAAGUCUUGAGAAACAAAUAAUAUGGAUUUAUUUAUUUGCAGUUAAAAGUUAUUUUCUCUGAUUUGCUGGCGCUUCUGUGUUUGGUGAUUUUCACCAAUUGCCAAACCCUUGUAAAUAAUUUGCAAAAGAAAAACUUGUUAGUUUGUAAAUUAAUAUAUUAAACAUCAAAUGGUUGCUGAUCAUGGUCAUGUCUUUUUCCACAGCUGAUUACUUACAAUCAAUUGAACGACUUAAAAAGGUUAUAAAGUUGGCAGGAAAAAAGGUACCUUCCACUUGAUUGAAAAGGGAUUUCUAAGAGAUAAUCAUAUUGCCAUUAUUUUAUAUUUCGUAUCUCAAGAUUGUUUUGUUAUCAAGAUAGGACUUUCUGUAAAGUAUCAUAAAUUUAACUAUGUAUUCAUGAUAGCUAUAAAUCUGCAAUAGCUUUGCAUUUACUUUCUCAAGAAUUUUUACAUUCACUGCAUGUGUUGGCCAUUAAAUGCACCUGUAGAAUCUAUACUAAAUUGUGGUUUUAGUUCUUUGUUCUGUAAACUGUGAAGCCUUCUUUUCAGUCUUUCAAACCACCCUUUUAGUUUCGUUUUAUUACAGAAUGAUAUGUAUUUAAAUGCAAUUGCCUACAUUUUAUUGUCUAUACCAUCGUGCCACAUAACCUUGUUUGAUCCACUUGUGAAACAAAAAUUAGUUUUGUUCUUAUCAACUGAUUUACAACUGCAUCAGUUAAGAUAACACAUAUGGGUAUAUCGGUUUAAUUUCUUUUUCUAUGGAGUCAUAAAAGGGCAAUUUUUGUGAUGGGUAAAUGCUUUUCCUUUCUCAUUAUCUUUGACAUCUCCCACCCAAGAAAUUUCUUUAUUUUUGACGUUUUUUAAAUUGUUUGUUAAUAGUCUUAUCUGUUCGUCAUGGGGAAGCUGAAUGUAGCAAAAAUGGCCAACUUCAUGGAGAUUGAUGUUUUUGUGUUAGUAGCCUGUGCUGAAAAUACUCUUAUCGAUUCUAAGGUAUUUAUAAAUAUUUUAUUUAUUAACAAUAACAAUAAGAGGUUCCUUACACAGUUUGUAUAAUUCAGUGGGAUAUCUGCAAUGCAAUUAUAGAUUUUGCUAAACUAAGGGCGGCAGUUUCCAUCUGUCAGAACUGACAGGCCAGACCUUUCCCGACGUAACGAGAAUCUCACUUUUAAUCAAAACUAUCCAGCCAGAUCAGUCAAAUCUUAAGUAUGCACGAGGGAAAUGGUUUUUCAGCAAAAGCCCUUGGAGAAAGCUUAUUUCAUUUUCAGAAUAACUGGUCCAGCCAUGGUGCGGCCGGUCAGUUCUAACUUUUGGAAAGUGCCCAAAGACCAAGAGCCAUAAUGGGAUUUGCAAAGUUUAAACGCACUUCUAAGUGUUCUUUUUUAUCACUCAACUGUUGUAAUAUAAAAUUCCCAUUAUCUACUUUUACUGGUAUUAUGUUAAAAGAAAAUUUUUUGGCGUAUUACGUUUUGCUUCAAACUAAACAAGCAAAUCAAUGAUAAUAUUUUAAAGAACUUAUAGUCACAAAUACCCACACCGCUAAAUGCUAUAAAUCAUUAAUAUUAAAAGAAUAAUUAGCAAAUAAAAAGAUAAACUUUUAUUAGUCUAAGGCAAACGUACAACAGAAACGUAAGGUCAAAUCAAGUGGAACAUGUUCGGUUGCUUUUGUUAUAAGUUAUUGUAAGUGAUAGUGAUAAUAAUUUAUUAUUAUAAGUUUUGUUAUUUAUUUCCGGCGUCCUCAAGAAUAAAAGUAUUCAUAUUUUUUUCUCGGGUUACUCUUAUUCAAUGUUUGUUGAGUUCUCACAUUUCAUUAAACAGGAAUUCUACAAACCAAUAGUAACACCUUUUGAAAUGGAAUUAGCUUGUAUAAGGUAGGAUUGAUAACAACUGCAAGCCAUUUUUGUAUCUGAGUGAAGAGCACGUUUCUUUGAUUCUUGCGAAGCUUGCUUCUCCCUUUUUUUACCCCAACAGAAAUUUAAAGUAAAGCUCACCGCAUGGGCGACCUGUUUACUGUGCAGUAUAUUAAAAUGGUCGAAUUGUUCAUAUUAACUGAGUAAAUAACACAUUUUCUUGAAUUAUUACGAAACUUGUUUUCCUCUUUUACUCCUCUAAAAGAGUCACUCGUCAGAAUAUUGUAUUCAUGGGACCUUGACAAGGUCUGCCUAUGCUAUUGGCCUGCAAAAGAACAGGAGCUUCAGUCUCUUUCGAGUAAACAGGAAUACAUUUUACUUUUUAAAAAUAUCUGGACAAAAUUCAAUGGUUUGACUAUUCAAUAAAACCAUCUUGGCAGUUACUGAUCAGUAUUUUCACUUUGCGCAGUUGCAAAAUUCGGAAUAUAAAUCUUUAUUCUUAACUACUCUCAACAUGCAUGAAAGCUAAUUAAGUUCGAUAUUAUUAUAAAUUACAACAACUGAAGCAGGUGCGAUUUAUCGUCUGUUUAUUCAAAUUGUUAGGGACCGGGAAUGGACAGGGGAUUAUAUCACUGAUUUUAGAGAUCUCUUACCAGGU